CCGCCCAACAUUACGACAGCUGUCAAAGUUGUCAAUUCGGAAACAAUAUCUCGAUUUUUCAUGUUCGAUACGCUAUCGCGGCGAAUUUAUUAUCAUGGCAAGCAAUAAAAAAAUAGAGGAAGGUAUAGAACAUAUACGAUUAGCUGAAAAAAGUCUAAAAACAUCCCUACUGAAAUGGCGACCCGAUUUCGAAGAAGCUGCCGAUGAAUACAACAAAGCAGCCACUUGUUUUCGUAAUGCAAAAUCUUUCGAGCAAUGCAAAGACUGUUUGAUGAAAUCCGCCGAUUGUCAUAAGCAAAAUAGGAAUUUAUUUUAUGCUGCUAAAGCCCUUGACCAAGCAAUAACAGUAUGUAAAGAAUUAGGAGAUUUACGUGAAGUAGGUCAGUUGGCUGAUAGAGCAGCAAACAUGUAUAUGCGACAUGGAAGUCCAGAAACUGGUGCUGCAUCUUUAGACAAAGCUGCGAAGAUUUUGGAGCAAUCACAUCCUGAGGAUGCUUUAAAAUUGUAUCAUCAAGCAUCAGAAAUUGCUUUGAUUCAAGAUAGUACAAGACAAGCAGCAGAAUAUAUCAGUAAAGUAGCUCGAAUUAAUGUUAAACUGAAAAAGUUUGAUGCUGCAGCUGAUGCAAUAAGACGCGAAAUUGGUAUUCAUCAACAAAAUGAAUCUUACCAAGCGAUGGGACGAUUAGCCGUUGCCUUAGUUUUGGUACAAUUGGGUAGAGGAGAUGUUGUCGCGGCAGAAAAAGCAUUUAAAGAAUGGGGUAAUUGUUGUGAAGGCGCCGAAGUACAAACAUUAGAAAUGCUGUUACAAGCGUACGACGAAGAAGACCCCGAUGCGGCUAGACAAGCUUUAAAUAAUCCAUUUAUCAAGCAUAUGGAUGUAGAAUAUUCGAUUUUAGCUAGAGAUAUGCCCCUUCCAGAAGGAAUUAAUAUUCCCCAAAAACCGAACGUUAGAGAGAACGCUACGGCCUCAUACGUCUCGCCUAAUUCCAAUAAUGAUCAAAUUUCCCCCGAUCAAACGUCUACUUCGACUCCCCUCGCAUCUGGAGAUUCAAAACCACCACAAGUUGACGAAGAGGAAGAUGAAGAAGACGAGGGUCUAUGUUAAAUUACAUUCCGCUCAGAUUGCGUAACUUAACACAUUUGCAAUGUUAAAAUUAAAUGAAAUCUGAUUGUUUUUAAUGUUAUUGUUGAGUUGUAUAUAUAUAUAUGAUGUGUAUAUGAUUUAUUUUAUAGUUAUUUCUUUGUUAUUUUAGAACGUUUAUUUAUUUUAAAAUUUUUGUACAAAGAUAAAUAGCACCCAACUAAGUAAUGUAUGUUAUUUAAUGAUGGAAAAAAAACUGAACUGGAUAUUGAUCACUAUAGUUAUUAUAGUUAUAAUUACGAAAUAGUUGUUAAUCGAUUUUUGCUGCAGUUCUAAUUGAAUAAACUUCAGCUUUAUGGCAUAA
Onthophagus taurus is the source of this 1445-nucleotide messenger RNA. Its product is annotated as gamma-soluble NSF attachment protein. The record is from RefSeq and is a predicted model, not a curated record. Gene Ontology annotation, cellular component: vacuolar membrane; SNARE complex. NCBI's taxonomy places the organism in Eukaryota, Metazoa, Arthropoda, Insecta, Coleoptera, Scarabaeidae. Gene Ontology annotation, molecular function: syntaxin binding; soluble NSF attachment protein activity. Gene Ontology annotation, biological process: intracellular protein transport.